Molecule: messenger RNA, 3970 nt
Organism: Lagopus leucura (white-tailed ptarmigan)
Lineage: Eukaryota; Metazoa; Chordata; Aves; Galliformes; Phasianidae
Gene: GRK7
Product: G protein-coupled receptor kinase 7
Exons: 5
Coding region: 1729-3297 (522 amino acids)
Biological process (GO): protein phosphorylation; regulation of signal transduction; signal transduction
Cellular component (GO): cytoplasm
Molecular function (GO): ATP binding; rhodopsin kinase activity
Source: RefSeq, a predicted model, not a curated record
AUAUUUAAAGAGAAUGAUCUCCAUUGCAUAAAGUACUUCCAAUGGCAGUCUUUGAUUUUUGUCAUCACGCUUCCAUGCAGAGUUUAUUGGGGUUUUGUUUAAUGGUUGUAAUCUUGUUUUUAAAAUGUUUUUUAUGUUUUAAAUACGGCUUUUGUGUUACUGUCAGUGUAUCACACUCAUGGUUACCAUCUCAGGAGAUGUCUUUCUUAACAUUUAAGUAACAGUAGGGUUGUUGUGGAGUGUUUGGGCUUCAUCUUUUCUAUUUCUCUGAAGACAUUCUUCCUAAGAUAAUACCUUCUUACAUAUGGAAAUCAUUUACUACUUAUUCUUCUCUGCCAGAAUUUGGUCACAGGUUCCAUCCACUAAAAUGUCUUCACUUUUUUUUUCUAAUCCCACCAGAGAAGUUUUUCCUUCAUUUUACUUGGGUUUAUGGGUCCGUAUGGACAACAGCAGAGUAAUUUUCACCCUGCUUUCUGUUCUCAUGUCACAUACGGGUCACUAAGAGCUGAGAAUCAUAACUGCAGAAGAAUCUCCUUAAUGCUGUUCUCCUCUGUUUAAUAAAUGCUGGGUAGAUUUGGACAAUUUCAACAAAUCUAGCAGGAGUCUUCUCAGAAGUGACUGGAAUAACAAAUAUGUGUGAAGAUGAUAUUGUUUCACUUAGAUUUUUUUUUUAAGUGACCUUGUUUACAGGAGCAUUGUAUGUUGUUGCAGCAUACGUUCUAUAGAAAUCAGGAAAGAUUCUAAUUAAUAGAGCAGAAUUCUUUUUGAAGCUGUAAAUGUGCCUUUCUUGUGCAGAUAGCAUAAACAUUGUGUGUUUUCUUGUUUGCUUUGAUGUGAUCAAUCACAUGGUGGUGUAGGCUGUUACCAGCCAGUCAUACAACUUAUCUGAGUUUGGGCAUUUUGCUAAAAACUCUGCUGAAGUUUAGGACCUGAAAUUACAGGUUGUUGUUUUUUUUUUAACCUCCUUUCUUUUUGGUUCUGAGGCCAUUACAAACGUGUUGCUGGGGACACCUAUUUCAGAACAAUCACUCACUGAAUUUGAUUAUUGAUUAUUUCCUCUAAUUUUUUUAGUCUUCCUUACUCUGUUAGUUGCAUCAUUCAGCCCUUUAUGUAACCUGCUCCUGCCCCAUGCACGCAUACAGCUGGCAGAAUUAGACAUGCAAAGCAGGCAAGGGUGUCGAACACUCUGCUGUGGAGUACACAGCUUUCUCACACGUGCAGUUUGCAAUGGAUGAUUCUUUCAAUCACAAAUAGAAAAGCACUCACUUCUGUAAUGUCAUUUUGUAGAGAAUAAGCGUGAGUUACAUGUCAGAUGGAUUCAACGCAGACAGGAUUAAGUAGAUAAAAGCAAAUUUAUACUUGUGAUAGUAGAGUGACUGAAAGCAGCCAAGAAGGGCUUACCAGUUUUUGUAAGGAUUUUGAGAAGUGCUUGUUGUUACUUGAUGUUAAGCAUCUGGGAUUCAACCCUUCAACUUUCUCCAAUUACAAAAGUGAAAAAAAAAAAGAAGAAGAGGAAACUCUGAGUAGUUUCUCCCCAGUUUUACUGGAAAAAUCACGGAACUACUUCACCUGUAAUACUUAUGUCUAAAAACUGUUUUCAGAGGCCGAAUCACAAGACUCCACAGCAGAAGAGGGCCUAACAGAUGCCAUACAGGAACUUUUUCUUUCAGAUAAAGAUGGGGCGCAGACUUCCUGGCCAGGAAGAGUGGAGAAGGAGACACCAAGGAGAUGCAGAAGAGACGUAAGAGCCUCUCACUGCCCAGGAUUGAUCAGUGUGGAGAGGUUAGGCAGUCCAUUGCUGCUGACUACGAGAGCAUCUGUGAACAGCAGCCCAUUGGCAAGAGAUUCUUCAGAGACUUCUUAGAGACAGUUCCAGAAAAUUUGGUAGCUAGGGAUUUCUUGGAUGAGGUGUCAAACUGGGAGUUGGCAGAGGACAACAUCAAGAGCAGUACCAUGGAGAAUAUUAUCACCAACUUUCUUAAGACAGGCUCCAAAAAUUAUUUGUCUUUCAUGAGCUCUGACUUGGUCAGCAAAUGCCAGGCAGCCACUGAGAAGGACUAUGAGAAUGUUAUACAGCUGGCUAGAGAUGAAACCAAACUCUUCCUUCAAGGCAAGCCCUUCCAGGACUUCCAGACUAGCCCCUUCUAUGACAAAUUCCUCCAAUGGAAAGUUUUUGAAAAGCAGCCAGUAACUGAGAAAUACUUCUAUGAGUUCCGAGUGCUGGGCAAAGGAGGCUUCGGAGAGGUUUGUGCCAUUCAGGUGAAAAAUACUGGCAAGAUGUAUGCCUGCAAAAAACUAGAUAAGAAAAGACUGAAAAAGAAAAGUGGAGAGAAGAUGGCGCUACUGGAGAAAGAAAUCCUGGAGAAAGUCAACAGCCCUUUCAUAGUCACAUUAGCUUAUGCCUAUGAGAGCAAAACUCAUCUGUGUCUUGUCAUGAGCCUCAUGAAUGGAGGUGAUCUGAAAUAUCACAUCUACAAUGUAGGACAAAGGGGUUUAGAAUUGAACAGGGUCAUUUAUUACUCAGCUCAGAUCACCUGUGGGAUUCUGCAUCUUCAUUCCAUCAAGAUCAUUUACCGGGACAUGAAACCGGAAAAUGUCCUCCUGGAUGAUAACGGAAACUGCAGACUGUCUGAUCUUGGAUUGGCAGUGCAAGUCAAAGAGGGAAAAUCCAUCACUCAGAGGGCUGGGACAAAUGGUUAUAUGGCUCCAGAAAUCCUGAAGGAAGAAAGUUACAGCUAUCCUGUGGACUGGUUUGCUAUGGGAUGUAGUAUUUAUGAGAUGAUUGCUGGGCGAACACCAUUCAAGAAUUUCAAAGAAAAGGUCGAUAAGGAUGAGGUUAAACGAAGAACUCUGGAAGAUGAGGUGAAAUUUGAACAUGCCAACUUUACAGAGGAAACAAAAGAUAUUUGCCGACUGUUUUUGGCUAAGAAACCAGAGAAUCGUUUAGGAAGCAGAAAUGAAGAUGAUGACCCAAGAAAACAUAGCUUCUUCAAAACAAUAAAUUUCCACAGGCUAGAGGCGAACCUUAUUGACCCUCCAUUUGUGCCAGAUCCAUCAGUUGUCUAUGCCAAAGAUGUUGCAGACAUUGCUGAUUUCUCUGAAAUACGAGGAAUUGAGUUUGAUGACAAAGACAAGAAGUUCUUCAAAAAAUUUGCGACUGGUGCUGUCCCUAUACCCUGGCAGGAAGAAAUCAUUGAAACUGGACUGUUUGAAGAACUGAACGAUCCUAACAGGGUAGAUUCUGGCGGAUAUGCAAAUGGAGGUGAAGCUAAGUCAGGAGUUUGUUUGUUGUUGUAAAUAUCAGAUUGUUACCAAAAAGAUUAGAAACAACUGCAGAACUUUCCGUAUUCUGACACUGCUUCAGAAAUUCAGUGCAUCUGUUUAAGAAGAACUAAUCAGUGUAAUAUGGCAUUGACAGGCCGUGUAGACCACAAGCUGUAUUGACCGUAUUAGUUUCCUUUAUCCUAGCAAGGGAGAUAAUACUUUCGUUUUACUGGAGACUUAAUCAAGAUGGACUGUAUUUCUGUAAGGAGCUUAGAAUGAUAGAAAUUCUGAAAUACAAAAAGCAGUCAUAGAGUGAAGAGGCAUCUCCUUUGCAGUGUUACUGACUCUACCAUUUUGAAUACAAUAAUUUAUUGACUUUCUGUCUAUUUCCUUGUCGUUUCUAUUAAUGUUUCCUCUUUGUUCUACAGUUUUCAGGAUAUACUUUUUAAUAUUUGGGUAAUAUUAGACAACAGACUCAAAGCCUAGGUCAAACUUGGAUGCUUAUUGGUUAGCCAGUCUGUCUUGUUUUCCUAAUUUCUGUUAGAUUUUUGGUUGGUUUGAUUGCCAUUGAAUGUAAAAGAAGGCUUUACAGGUGGCUGUAAAAUGGGACCUUCAGGAUCAAAUUUUUUCAAAGCUGAUUUUAACAGAGUGAAGAGAAGCAUGCCCCAGUUUAAUUGAAUAAAACGUUUAUUAGGCAUAUUAUGUA